Molecule: messenger RNA, 7120 nt
Organism: Myripristis murdjan (pinecone soldierfish)
Lineage: Eukaryota; Metazoa; Chordata; Actinopteri; Holocentriformes; Holocentridae
Gene: cnnm4a
Product: metal transporter CNNM4
Exons: 8
Coding region: 1-2871 (956 amino acids)
Biological process (GO): magnesium ion transport; magnesium ion homeostasis
Cellular component (GO): plasma membrane
Molecular function (GO): magnesium ion transmembrane transporter activity; sodium ion transmembrane transporter activity
Source: RefSeq, a predicted model, not a curated record
AUGACGUCAGCUCCCAGGUCGCCGAAGAGUGAAACAAACAUGGCGACAGAAUGGAGCGGGCAGCAAGGCUAUGUUCUCACUGUAAUCAUAUUUCUAUGGAGUGUGGUCGACGGACGCACCGACACAGCGACGCCCGGCGUGAGCGGCAGCGGGAGCCAGGUGCUCGGCAUGCGGCUGGAGAGGAGCGACAAGCCGUCCGCCACCAAUGACGACGGUGUCAUCCAGGUAACCGAGGAGAGCGCCGUGCAGCUCCGGUUUUACGGGGUGCAGCUCCACUCGGGUACCUGGACGCAGAUCCGCUUCACCGACCUAUCGGACGGCGACGCGGAGGAGGAGGAGGAGGAGGAAGCGGGAAGAGAGAGGGGAGAUGAGGCGCGGGAGCCGAGGGUGGGAAGCGGCAUGGACGCGCUGGACAGGACUUGCGUUGAUUUCACUAAAGACAUCAGCGUCGGGACCUUCAUGAACGUCAGCAAUCGAGGGACGUCAGGGCUUCUUACCGUGAACAUUAAGCCGCUUCGCAAGAGCGAGCCGCAGAAGGCGUAUGCGCUGUGCACCCUGAGCGCAGAGGAGAACAGGUGGGUGCUGGUGGGAGACAGUGAUGGCAAGAUCCUGGUGGUGGAGGAGAAGAAGUCCCUGCUGCCCAUGUGGCUGCAGGUCAUUCUCAUCUCCUGCCUGCUGGUGCUCUCUGGUAUGUUCAGCGGGCUCAACCUGGGUCUGAUGGCUCUGGACCCCAUGGAGCUCCGCAUCGUCCAGAGCUGUGGCACCGACAAGGAGAAGAAAUACGCCCGGAAAAUCGAGCCCAUCCGCAGCAAGGGGAACUACCUGCUGUGCUCCCUGCUCCUGGGCAACGUCUUGGUGAACACCACGCUCACCAUCCUGCUCGAUGACCUCAUCGGCUCUGGUUUGGGUGCGGUGGUUGCCUCCACCAUUGGCAUCGUCAUCUUCGGUGAGAUCGUGCCCCAGGCGCUGUGCUCCCGCCACGGGCUGGCCGUGGGGGCCAACACCAUCCUUGUGACCAAGUUCUUCAUGUUCCUGACCUUCCCGCUGUCCUUCCCCGUGAGCAAGCUGCUGGACGUCCUGCUGGGUCAGGAGAUCGGCACCGUGUACAACAGAGAGAAGCUUGUGGAGAUGCUCAAAGUGACCGAGCCUUACAAUGACCUGGUGAAAGAGGAGCUCAACAUGAUCCAGGGUGCCCUGGAGCUGCGGACAAAAACCGUCGAGGAUGUCAUGACGCCCCUGCCAAACUGCUUCAUGAUCCAGGCGGACGCAGUGCUGGAUUUCAACACCAUGUCAGAGAUCAUGGAGAGCGGAUACACUCGCAUCCCUGUGUACGACGACGAGAGGUCCAACAUCGUAGACAUCCUGUAUGUGAAAGACCUGGCGUUCGUGGACCCGGACGACUGCACCACCCUGAAGACCAUCACCAAGUUCUACAACCAUCCUGUGCACUUUGUGUUUCACGACACAAAGCUGGAUGCCAUGCUGGAGGAGUUCAAGAAAGGUAAAUCCCACCUGGCCAUCGUCCAGAAGGUGAACAACGAGGGGGAGGGCGACCCCUUCUACGAGGUGCUGGGAUUGGUCACCCUGGAGGACGUCAUUGAGGAAAUCAUCAAAUCAGAGAUCCUGGAUGAAUCUGACCUUUACACCGAUAACAGAAACAGGAAAAAGGUGGACCCCAACAAAAACAAGCGUGAUUUCUCUGCCUUCAAGCACGAGAGCGACAGCAAGGUGAAGAUCUCUCCUCAGCUGAUGCUGGCAGCUCACCGCUUUCUGGCAACAGAGGUGAGCCUGUUCAGCCCUUUCCAGAUCACAGAGAAGGUCCUGCUGAGGAUCCUCCGACACCCGGAUGUCAUCCAGGAAAUCAAGUUCAACGAGAAUGACAAACGCUCGCCGCAGCACUUCAUUUACCAGCGGGGCAAACCCGUCGACUACUUCAUCCUCAUCCUGCAGGGCCGAGUGGAGGUGGAAGCGGGGAACGAAAACAUGAAGUUUGAAACUGGGCCAUUCUCUUUCUACGGAGUAAUGGCUCUGAGCUCGCCACCACUGGCCGUCACCCCCCCUCUCUCCCCUUCAGUGGCAUCCCCCCCUCCAAGACGCCUCUCUCUUAAGAGGUUUUCUCUGUUCUCUCGUUUCCCAGAGUUUCGUUCUCCGUCUCAUGGGGGCGGUCUGAACCGCUCUGCGUCUCUGAGCUGCACUGAGCGCGCCCCAGACAGCGGCUCUGUGUGUAGUAGCAACACUCAGAUCCCAGGCACGCCGUUCCAGUACACACCAGACUUCUGCGUACGUGCGCUCACAGACAUCCAGUUUGUCAAGAUCACUCGUUCCCAGUACCAGAACGGUCUCCUGGCUUCCAGGCUGGACAGCAACCCCCAGUCUCCAGAGGGCAGUCGCUCUCGCCUGGACACAUGUGCCUCCAUGCCCGCCGUGACGCCACCAGUGGCACGCACCCCACUGCCCCUGGCCACCCCGCCUACAAAACGUCCCCCGUCCCACCCUCAACCUACACCACCCGCCAACCGCUCCGCUUUACCCCCAACCGCCUCCUCCUCCUCCAGCCCUAGGCCAGCUCAAUCCCUGCCCAAGCCAACGCCCCCUCCGAGCAACCACGCCCCGCUGUCUCAAACCCCUCCAUCCUCUUCGGUUACCUGCACCCCCUACCCGCACCCAGCUUUCGGCUCCUCGCUCCCGUCCAAGUCGCAGCUGUCUCCGUCCUGCGCUGGCCCAGAGAACGGGCCGGGAGAAACCACCACAUUGCUCAGUGAGCAGCAGAACUGUAUGGGCCCUCGCAGGCCAAGCUACCCGCACGCACAUCCUCACCCUCACUCGCAUGUGCACACAAUCAGCCACGCGCACACCGAAAGCACCAUCUAGCUGCAAUCCCUGGGGGGUUUUGAGAAUACUACCCAAACACUCACAUUGUUCACAUACAUACAUAGACGCUUGCAUUACCCCUUGUUGUCAUUUGCUUGUUGUCUACAACUUACCCAACCUCUAGAUGUAUGAGGGAUCAUAUGUAUUUUAGGAACAGAUCCUCCUUUGUACCCUCCUGCAUGUCCCCUUCCAGCCCUGAAAGGAAAAAAGCAUCGAGUGCAAAGAAAAGGGAGGCACAGGGAACACUAUUGAAUCUGCCCGGAAAUGUGAAUGUGGUGGGACGUGUGUCAGUAAGUGAGGAAAGUGACAGGGUCGUACAUUUUAUGCUGCUCUUAAUGAAUUUCUAAGCCGCUAAUAGAAACUUCCAUACCCACCUGGCAUGUCAGUUUCUGUGAUAACCGUGUAGUGUGAUCGACGCUGGAUCCUUUAAGCUGCCUGAACAAGUUACUGUUUAAAGGUGUCUGUUCCAUAACUUCAUUUUUAUCUCUGAAUUUCCUUUUUAUUUGCCCAGAGACUGAAGUUUCCAAACAAAUUACUGGUCAAGGUUUUAUUUAUGAUGAGGAGAUUGCUUUUAGAUAGGCCUCUCUGUAGAGUGUGUGUUUUAUUUAGUAUGUUUUUUGGUGACUUUGGUAAAACUUAUGAGGGCACAAGUUCGACAGAGCUGAACAAAUGAAACUCGGUGUAUUGCCCUGCAUUUGCAGUUGUCUGUGAUUUAGCUUCCAGACUCUCAAUAAGCAGUCGUUUCGAUCAGGUUAACUACCAGAUUAUCGACCAGGAAUUAUGUUUCUGUGGGCAUUAAUGAGAGUCAAAGGUUCUGUGUGAAGAAAAAAAACUGCAUUAGCAAAUUGUGCUGACUACUGAAGCUAAAGUGAAAGUUAAGUUGAUUUUCAGAUUGAAGGAAAGGUGGGUGUCUCUCUGGCCUACCUCUUGACCACAGCAAUAUGUUAUUAAUUGCUUAUUUUAAAGAGUAAUAUAUUUAUUUAAAGUAAUAUUCAUUUGUAUUCUCACAAUGUUAUUUUUUUUUUUUUGCUUUCUUUGGUUCUUGAGAACACUGAAGUAGAAGUUCAAGGAUAGGCUGCAUACUUCAGAUGACACUAAAUGCACAGAGACUGUUUAUUGUGACCAACUCCCCCUUACACCUCCUCCACAAAUACACCCUCACUGUGAACAGAGCACGGUACGUCACCUGCUCUUUUCCUUGCUUCAUUAUUUCCAGACAUGACACACUAGCCUUGAUCUCGAGUCGCUGUGACACUGUGGAUUCACCGACACGAACUGACGGACUGUUAACAGAGUGAUUCCAUAACGGAGCUCAGAACUCUUGGUUUCCAUGGUUUCCUUGGUCGAUAUCACACUCGACUUUGUUAUUUAUUUCCAAUGACUUAUGUCUAACCAGAGAGUUUUGGGUGAAGUUUUGCCUUUGUUAUUGCAUCACAAAACAAGCAUAGUAAUGACAUGAAUUUAAAAAAAAAAAAAAAAAAUGCUCCAGAGCCGCAGACAGACUUUGGGCACUGGCCGUUUUUCAGAGGAGAGCUCGUUUGCACUCCAGUCCAGUGCUGUGGAUAAUGUUUUCAUUCUAAGCCAUCUGAUUUUCUAAAUAUUAAGGCAGUUUUGUCACAUAUGAGGUGGCAAGAAUACUUUGUUACAGAGAACAGGGCAACAGCUUUGGCCCACUAAUAAAACCUGGUCAUCCUCGUCCUGCUGCAGGCUCGGAGCUGCUUCGGUCGUGUGUCACAGUGCUGUUUAAAUUCCUUGUUUCCAUGGCGUUGCGUGCCGUGGUUACAGUGGAAUUCAGAUGUCACACUGGAGUUCAAAAACUCUUUAUGUGUUUACGUCAUUCCUAUUACGUUUUUUUGUUGUUAUCAUUGGUUAUGACAUCACAAAGGAAAAGAAUAUUGGUGGUCGUAACCAGUUAACGUUCCAUACAAUUAAGCUACUGUGUGUGUUCCGAUGACAUUCCAAACCAGGGAUGAAUACAUACGCGGCACUUGAUACAAUGUGAAAUAUAUUUUAUUGUGUGUAUAAAUGAUACUGUACCUAGUUAACCCAUGUUUAGAGCAGACAGGAGUGUCUGUCGGCGAUUUAAAGAAACUAUAGGCUGGGUUCUGUUCCAUUAGACUGGAGAGAGGAGGACUGUAGCUAACGUACUCACUCCUCGCUCCCUGUGGAUGAAUGGAAACCCAGACAAUAAAGCUGCUAGCAUGUAAUCUACCUAUUUUUCCUAUGUAUGCAGUGACACUGAAGUAAUUUAAGUGACUGUAAAGACAAAUUAUUUUGUUGAUAGUGACAAUGAUUAUUUACUUAGAGCAGCUGCAACUUAAAAAAAAAUUAUAAGUUGCACAGAUUUGAGAACAGUUUAAACUAGUGAGUUACAUAGUGCAAAUUAAAAGAAUUUAACAUUUUGAGUCCAAAGCAUUUCUCCUCCACAGGAUUAUACCCUGAAUGAGAUGAUCAGCACUCUUCGAAGACCAGAGUUAGAUUUUUUAGACAGACAGGACUUUUCACCGAUCUGAAAGGGAAUACCCUGCUCUUUAAAGACAAAAAGUCUAUAGUCCACAUAGCCUUACCAUCUAUUUGAAGAAUUCUUAGACCUGCCUGCUGGUUCAUAUAGGUCUCAUGUAGCAAUUGGUCUUAAUGCUGGUUUCCAAUCAAGCCACUGGUUGGCUGCGUGGCUGCCAGUUUGUGUACCAGGAAAUGUGAAAACAAUUGUUCAGUUUAGUAAAGUUGUAUUUAUUGUAAACAUUCUAUUUAUUGUUGUUUCUGUUAUAGGCUCACACCUGAAGGUGUAGUUCUGUGAAAACGGGCUUCCAGCUUAAGGCACAAAUUUCAGUGGGUCACUUUGGCCCGCAGAAAGACUGCAUUCGGUUCCCUAAUUGUUAUUUGUCUUAUAUUAUUGUAAAUAUUCUGUACAUUGAAGAGGUGGGCAUUGGUGUGAGAGAUGUUGAAAAUAGCUCACAUCUAUUUAUGAGAGAUAUGUUAUUGCAUUUGUUUUGUUUCUGUUGUUUUACUAGUAAGGCAUUGCAUAGCAAUAAACAUUGCACAGACUUGACCUCAAACAAUAAUUUACUCCACUGUUCUGUAGCUUUCUACUAUAUUUUGUCAUAAGACAUGAAAACCAAAGCAUCGUCUUUUUCAGCCAAAGUCCUGUGAACCCCCCCUUGGCCCCCUCACCCCCCAGCCCCAGCCCCCGUCUGCCUACCUGGCAUGUCUGACCUUCACAGGCCAUCCUUCCCUCCUUGCCGUACACUCCCCUCCUGUCUCACACUCCUCCUCCUUAUCUUCUGUCCUGCUCUCUAGACUCCCACACUUCCUUUUCACUUUUCACUCCUUUCCUGCCCUCCCAUUUUUCACUCUGCCCUUAUCUCCCCUCCUCUCCUGCCGCUCAAAAAUAUUGAAAUUCCUCUUGGCUUUGACUGCUUGUCCAAUCUGCUAAGCUGUUUUUAUUGUUCAGACUCUUUUCUUUUUUUUAAUCACGGUAUCCAAGCAGUGGAGCAGGGCUUAUCAGCAACUCCUGUAGUGUUGUUUUUACCUCUACAUCGGUGUGAUGAUUAGACCUGGAGGAAGGUUAAAGAUUUCUCAGGCCAGUGAGCUUUCCAUUGUGUAUAAUUCACAACUGGAUUGUUUGAAUUAGGUUUCAUGUAUGUGGAGUUGUGGAGAAACAGAGAGCAGUGCAAAAAGAGGGGAGAUGGAGGAACAGUGACCCCCAUAUUGUUGGAUCUAUCGUUUCUUUUACAGUUUCAUUUGGACUGUGAUCACUUUGCACAGAAAAUGGUGUCUUAGGCACCAGCUUGUAGUAAACACAUUUCUCAAAGUUGGAAGCGCAGAUUUAGGCUCAUUGAUUAGGUCCUCUCAUUGAAGACCUGAAUGCAAAUGCAAUGCAAAACUAAUAACAAGCAUGCAUUCCAACUUCUACACUUUUGAUGAAUACAGGUGCUGUUAUCUGGCCUUCACACACCCAAGGUACUUGAGAACUUUUUUUGUUUUCUUAUUUGGUCAGUUCAUGUCCCCUAUUUAUUUAUUUAGUUUUACAAUUGUUUGUUCCAAAUUACUGGUUUGAUGCAAUUGUUGUAACAUGUUUUGACUUUACUGUUACUUUCUUCUCUUACUGGAGUAGAUGACCAACGAUCGAGGAGUAUUUCCAAACACGGAUUGUUUAACUUAAAGCAAUGUGUACAUACUGUUUUAUAAUGACCGUUAGGCGUUUUGAAGAAGUCUAUAAGGUUAAUAAACCUGAGAUAUAUUUCUCUAC